Molecule: messenger RNA, 834 nt
Organism: Malassezia sympodialis ATCC 42132
Lineage: Eukaryota; Fungi; Basidiomycota; Malasseziomycetes; Malasseziales; Malasseziaceae
Source: the annotation of a RefSeq genome assembly
AUGGCCUUGUGCAAUACUGUUUCAGAGUAUUUGAGCGCCCAAAAUCAAGUUCCGCGUUCAGAUGAACUUUCUGCGCUUUUGCCAAUUGUGUCGGAAAUUAAUCAGGAGAUCCGCACAUUGACUUCGUCACAAGAUGGUCGUGCGGGUCGCGACUAUAUGGAUGUGGCACCUUACUAUCCGUGGUUGCCUGGAAGCAACACAUCUACAUACUGGUCCCCAAAUACCCGUGACGAACGCGAGGCCAAACCAAUCCGCAUUGACGAAGGCAAAUCCCAAUUUCAGAGAGAGAAUUCUAGCGUUCGAAACAAGUCUGAGCGUGCUAUACAACGUGGGAUCCGCGUAUCCGCCGCUGCGGAUGAACCUGGCCUUUCAGGGCACUAUGCUAAUGAGCAUGAGCCGCUUGUGUCGGCAGGUAGUCGCCCGGAGCCGUAUGGAUCAUACUCUGUCCGCACUUCUAAGGGUUCGGUCAGUGACUUAAAUGCUUCGCAACAAACCUACGUGCCGAAGUAUAAAAAGCGAAGUCGUGCCCCAGCCCCCGGAGUGUGUCAUUCAUGUGGCAAUAGCGAUACGCCCGAAUGGCGUCGUGGACCUGAUGGUGCGCGCACGCUUUGCAAUGCAUGUGGGUUGCACUUCGCUAAGUUAGUGCGACGCCGUACACUAGAAUAUGCAAGUGCGGCGCCCGGUGUUCCCAUCCCGCCUGUGACCAUUGCUGAGCUACGACAAUCGACUAAUGUGAACACAAAUUCACCCAGUGUUGCGCAAGCAGAUGAUGAGCGCGCACGGAUUGCCACGGAAACAUCAGCGUCUCUCCCCUUACGGUCGAGCACGGACGUA